Anguilla anguilla (European eel) is the source of this 1670-nucleotide messenger RNA. RefSeq names its product N-alpha-acetyltransferase 30, NatC catalytic subunit (gene naa30). Bases 218 to 1462 code for a protein of 414 amino acids. Gene Ontology annotation, molecular function: protein-N-terminal amino-acid acetyltransferase activity. The record is from RefSeq and is a predicted model, not a curated record. Gene Ontology annotation, cellular component: NatC complex. Gene Ontology annotation, biological process: N-terminal peptidyl-methionine acetylation. NCBI's taxonomy places the organism in Eukaryota, Metazoa, Chordata, Actinopteri, Anguilliformes, Anguillidae. The transcript is spliced from 4 exons.
GCGGUCGCUUCACUUUCCGGCAGCGGGGAGCAGGGAAGGGAAGCCGAGGGUACUGAGUCGGGCAACUACUAGAGGAGACACGAGAUAGUGGACUGGAAAAUCUCUGGUAAAUUUUACGUUACCACCGGUGAACUGGAACUACGCCCACACGCCACUUGCUGCUGGAAUAUACCUGUCUUGAUUAUUUUUCGUCCAAAAUUUCCCUGAAUGAAGUGCAAUGGCUGAAGUGCCGCCUGGGCCUAGCGCGUUGCCUGCAUCCCCGGCCGAAAUUAUUCUCUUCCCCGGGGGUGUCUGCGCUGUACCCGGGGAGGGGGAAGAACGAGGCUGCGGGAGAGGAGAUACUUUGGUCCCCGGGACAGGACAGCAACCACACGUAAGUGAGGGUAAGGGGACGAGCAAAACGAACCAGAAUCAUCUGUACUCUCACCCGGCAGCUCUAAAUUUCCACACAUCGACACAACAGCAACUCAACGGCUUAAUCAGCUCGGCGGAGGACGGCCUCCUUUUCACCCAUCAUAGCCGUACGCACAGCCACCUUCACCACCGGGCUCACAGACCGCCUGACAGCCAGAGAGUACCGGUAGAGCACUGUGACAGCGCAAGUGAGGCCCCGGUUGGGACUGCCGAGAGCAACAACUUAAACGACAGAAAUUGUGGCGAUUACCAGCAGGAACACAGUCCGCGUGUACAGAAGAACCACUCGCAUUCAAACAACAACAGUAUCAACAGCAUGCUGACCAUGGCCAGAACCGAGGCGACGUUAGGUCAGAGUGCCGGUGAGGAGCGGAGCAGGAAAGGCGACCAUAGCAGGACUGAACCGCAACCCUCCCUAGAUGACCCUCCUGACGGAGAGGCGGCGGAGGGUGGGAGAGGCCCUGAAACGCAGCGGGCUGGAGUAGAGUUGGCGGCGGCUCUUGAUGCCGCCGCUGUUCUGCAGACCCCGGUGUCGGAAAUGGAGAGGCUAGAUCUCAAUUCCAAAGCCGAAGGAGUUGAGGAGGAAGAUGGGGCAAUCCAGUAUGUCAGAUACGAGUCUGAAUUACAGAUGCCGGACAUCAUGAGGCUGAUCACUAAGGACUUGUCGGAACCUUACUCAAUUUACACCUAUAGGUACUUCAUUCACAAUUGGCCUCAGCUGUGCUUUCUGGCCAUGGUGCAGCAGGAGUGUGUGGGUGCCAUCGUGUGCAAGCUGGACAUGCACAAGAAGAUGUUCCGCCGGGGGUACAUCGCCAUGCUCGCUGUGGACUCCAAAUACCGGAGGAAAGGCAUCGGUACCAAUCUGGUGAAGAAAGCCAUCUACGCCAUGGUGGAGGGGGACUGCGAUGAGGUGGUUUUGGAGACGGAGAUCACCAACAAGUCUGCCCUGAAGCUGUACGAGAACCUGGGCUUUGUGAGGGACAAGCGGCUCUUCCGGUACUAUUUAAACGGGGUGGACGCCUUGCGGCUCAAGCUGUGGCUCCGCUAGCCGCGCCCGCCGACCCCCGCCCGCCUCCACUUUCCCCCAGCUCCUCCCUCUCCCGCCCCAGCUCCUCCCUCUCUCCUGGACACAGGUCGAAAAGGAACAGGCUUCUGGACGGGGAGGAAAAAGCCAACAAACAAACGAAUUAACAUGAGUUUAAAAAAAAAAAAGAGAGAGAAAUGAAACAAAUAAAGACUAUUGAGACUUUAAAGUA